UCUCGCAGCACGUUUUGUUUGUCCUAACCCGGCCACUGUAGUUGAUGCGUCGGCGGCGUUUAAAAUGGCGGCCACCUUGACGAGAGGUUUGUCCGGUUUGCUGAGAGCCCUGUCGGUUUCAGGCAGACACAGUCUCUCUCCUGCGGUCAGACUCACUCAGACAGCUCGUUUCUCAGCUGUAGUGCAGAGACAUGUGUCCAGACCCCUGGCUGCACCCCCACAUCAGACCGGCCUGCUGAAAAGAGUAACACCCCUCGUCCCUUCACUGAAGCUCCAGCCGGUCAGGAACUUAACAUACUACAGUCUGAGGAAAGGCAAGAGGAAGUCUGUGAAGUCGGUUGUUCAGCGGUUUCUCAGGCUGCACUGUGGCCUGUGGGUGAGGAGAAAGGCAGGAUAUAAGAAAAAGUUGUGGAAAAAGUCAGCAGCCCGCAAGAAGCGCCUCAGAGAACAUGUAUUCUGUAACAAAACUCAAUGUAAAUUGCUGGACAAAAUGACAACAUCCUAUUGGAAAAGAAGAAACUGGUACCUCAACGACCCAUACCAGAAAUACCAUGAUAGAGUGAAUCUGAAAGUGUAAAACCCUCCUAACUUUAUUCUGUUCAUGAGACAUAAAGUGUGUAAUAAAUUGACUAUUUAAAAACA
Messenger RNA from Carassius carassius (crucian carp), 642 nucleotides. RefSeq names its product mitochondrial ribosomal protein L35 (gene mrpl35). Lineage: Eukaryota; Metazoa; Chordata; Actinopteri; Cypriniformes; Cyprinidae. Gene Ontology annotation, molecular function: structural constituent of ribosome. The transcript is spliced from 4 exons. The coding region runs from base 65 to 577 and encodes 170 amino acids. Gene Ontology annotation, cellular component: ribosome; mitochondrion. The record is from RefSeq and is a predicted model, not a curated record. Gene Ontology annotation, biological process: translation.